Messenger RNA from Naegleria lovaniensis, 1080 nucleotides. RefSeq lists its product as uncharacterized. Gene Ontology annotation, cellular component: nucleosome. The transcript is spliced from 2 exons. Lineage: Eukaryota; Heterolobosea; Eutetramitea; Acrasida; Naegleriidae. The record is from RefSeq and is a predicted model, not a curated record. The coding region runs from base 1 to 1080 and encodes 359 amino acids. Gene Ontology annotation, molecular function: structural constituent of chromatin; DNA binding; protein heterodimerization activity.
AUGUCUCGACAACAGGAAAGCGUUUAUGCACCUCCCGAAGUUAUCGUGAUUGACGAUGAUGAUGAUGCUGAUGAUUCUGAUGAAGGUAUUGAUGAGGGAUAUGGCUUGUCUGAUUUCGAUCUUCAACGUUCCGAGCAAGCAUUGAUACGUAGUAGUAGUUUAGAUAAUAGUGUAAAUAUUCGUACCACCAAUGUAAGAAUGGUGGCAAGACGUUCCGUGCCUUUCACCGAACAAGAGCAAAGCCAAGCUUCAUCCUCUGACAGUCAACAACGGCUUCCGAUGAUCACUGUUCCCCUAAACCCUUCUGUACAGCCUCAGCCUCCUCCAACAUUUUCACUUCCGAAUACUCUUCAUCAUUCCGUUCGAACUACAUCGUCAUCAUCAAGAAACGUUGUACAAAAUAGUGUCAACAGAGAGAGUCAAAGAAACAUUGAUCCACGUUCUAUGGAUACAAUACAAUCGCCUGUGGUCGCGAGUAGCUCUUUAUCACUGGACAGACAAAGACCCACACGAACAUCCUCUCAUAAUUCGUCUUCCAACUCAACAACACCACAAAGCAGAGUAACUUCCGGCCAAGUUGCAGGCAAAACUCUCCCUUCCAAAGAUCCAAGGAAGAGCAACCAAACAACCAAAAAAAGGAAACGUACCAAGUGGUUGAAAGAAAUACGGAAAUAUCAAAAGAGUACGGAGCUGCUCAUUCCACGAUUGCCAUUCCAAAGAUUGGUUCGAGAAAUAGGGUUAAAAGUAGCAUCUGAAAGAGGUUUUGGACUGUUAUGGAAACCAGACGCUUUUGCAUACCUCCAUCAUGCUUCAGAGGACGCAUUAGUGGACCUACUACGAGAUGCGAACCUGUGUGCUAUUCAUGCUAAAAGACAAACUCUUAAGGCAAAAGAUAUGCAUCUCGUUCUGAAAUUGAGGCCAUUGGUUAAUUCAGCAAAUAGAAUUGACGAAGCUUGUGCAAAAGAGGUUGCCAAUGAGCAAUUAAAUCAAUCCUUCCAAGAUGAUCCGAAUGAUGGCGAUUACCAAGAAGAAGACAUGGAAAAUUCAGAAGAUGAAUCCGUUCUCGACGAUGAAGAGUAG